CUUACCAGCAGCCCAGAUGCAUUUGCCACUCCUUGUGAUGUCCUUGUUAUGUGAAGUGAUCAGGAUGGGGUCCGGCAUCAUGCAGAAGCAAAGUGCUCAGAGAGAGACACCAGAGGACUGUCGGAGCUGUUUGGAGUGUUCCCGGGACAACGGCUGCGUGCGUUGCCCAGAGCGACUCUUCCUGUUCCUGCAGAGGGAGGGGAUAUCUCACCAUGGAACUUGUCUCCACGCCUGCCCUGCAGGACACUACGGACAGAGAGGAAAGGAUGUCAACCGCUGCAUGAAGUGCCGUUCUUCAGACUGUGAGCAAUGUUUCAGCCGGGACUUCUGCACCAAGUGUAAGCCUGGCUUCCAGCUUUACAAAGGCAAGUGUCUGACCCACUGCCCAGAGGGAACUCGUCCCCACCAGACAGACUGCCUUGAAAACUGUGUCCUAGCUCCACUGGGAGAGUGGAGCGAGUGGAGCGUCUGUCUCCGGGAUGGCGUCACCUGUGGUUUCAGGUGGGGUAAGCAGACGAGGACUCGGGUGGGUGGCCAGACCGGGAAAACGCCUGACGAUAAAGCGGCACCAAUCUGCCCACCUCACAGCGAGACACAGAGGUGCAGGAUGAAAAAAAAGUGUACCACAGAAAGAAGACAGAAUAAAAAAGGAGGACUUGGAAAGAAGAAGGAGCGAAAACGGCUACGACUGCACACCAGCAACAGCGUUGGCAACUCAACAAACAGAACAACCACAGGGGAGCAAAGACAUCAUGGAGAUCCCUGA
Messenger RNA from Pelmatolapia mariae (spotted tilapia), 766 nucleotides. It is a transcript of the gene rspo4, whose product is annotated as R-spondin 4. The transcript is spliced from 5 exons. NCBI's taxonomy places the organism in Eukaryota, Metazoa, Chordata, Actinopteri, Cichliformes, Cichlidae. The record is from RefSeq and is a predicted model, not a curated record. The coding region runs from base 17 to 766 and encodes 249 amino acids.